AUGAUGAUGUUGCAGCUAUUUUUGGCCACAAUCCUGAUGGUUGCUGGAUGCUUGGCCGCCCAGUUACCAUUUAACGCCUACCUGCCCCCACCCAGGGAUUACGAACUGGAGGAUGCAAGGCUUGCCUUUGUUCUAACCGAGGCAGAACACCCGUUUGGCCGGUAUGCACCUGACUUUGUGGACUAUCCUGGCAUCCAUCAGGCUCUGCUGCUGAGGCAGCAACAGGAGUAUGCCCUGGACUUGCCGUUCGAGGGAGAGCUGGAGCAACAGCAGCAUCAGAAUGCAGCUGAUUCUUGGUGA
This is a messenger RNA of Drosophila subobscura, 300 nucleotides long. RefSeq lists its product as uncharacterized. The record is from RefSeq and is a predicted model, not a curated record. NCBI's taxonomy places the organism in Eukaryota, Metazoa, Arthropoda, Insecta, Diptera, Drosophilidae. The transcript has a single exon. The coding region runs from base 1 to 300 and encodes 99 amino acids.